GGUCCAGAGGCGGGGACUAGAACUGUUACAUUCUGUGAGUUCUGCAUUGUUUAACACAGAGACAGAUGCACAUACAGGCACAGGGUUAGGAAGGACUUGUCGAUUUCGAGGAAACAGAUAGCAUUUGAAAGCGGACAUGACUUCUCGCAGGUGGUUUCACCCCAACAUCACCGGGAUUGAGGCUGAGCAGCUGCUCUUGACCAGAGGAGUUCACGGGAGCUUCCUUGCCCGGCCAAGCAAAAGUAACCCUGGAGACUUCACUCUCUCUGUGAGACGGAAUGACGAAGUCACACACAUCAAGAUCCAGAACUCGGGAGAUUACUACGACCUGUAUGGAGGGGAGAAGUUUGCUACGCUAGCUGAGCUGGUCCAGUACUACACAGAGCAGCAGGACUUGCUACGGGAGAAGAACGGGGACGUGAUUGAACUGAAGUACCCUCUGAACUGCAAGGACCCAACUUCGGAAAGAUGGUACCAUGGCCACCUUUCAGGGAAAGAUGCCGAGAAGCUGCUGACAGAGAAAGGGAAGCCCGGGAGCUUCCUGGUGCGGGAGAGCCAGAGCAAGCCGGGAGACUUCGUCCUGUCCGUGCUGACGAAUGAGGAGAAGCACGAGAACGUAGACCGCAAAACCAAAGUGACACACGUCAUGAUCCGGUAUCAGCAGGAUGGGAAGUACGAUGUUGGAGGAGGGGAGAGAUUUGACACGCUAACCGACCUGGUGGAGCAUUACAAGAAAAACCCCAUGGUGGAAAAGAGUGGAAUUGUGGUUCAUCUCAAACAGCCAUUUAAUGCCACCAGGAUAAAUGCAGCAAACAUUGAAAACAGAGUGAAGGAGCUGAACAAAGUGGCUGAUCACACUGAGAAACCCAAGCAGGGCUUCUGGGAGGAGUUUGAGAUGCUGCAGCAGCAGGAAUGCAAACUGCUGUACCCCCGGAAAGAAGGACAGAAGCCAGAAAACAAGAGCAAGAACCGAUACAAAAAUAUUCUACCAUUUGAUACCACUCGAGUUGAACUGAGAGAUGCAGACGCAGAUGUCCCAGGCGCAGAAUACAUCAACGCCAACUACAUUCGAAGUGUCCACGAAGACGGGAGACGGCCAGACGAAUGUAAAGUCUACAUUGCAACACAGGGGUGCCUUCAGAACACGGUGAAUGACUUCUGGAACAUGGUCUACCAGGAGAACACCCAUGUUAUCGUCAUGACAACCAAGGAAGUGGAAAGAGGAAGGAAUAAAUGUGUGCGGUACUGGCCUGAUGUGGACUCCCAGAAGGAAUACGGCCUUCUCUGUGUGAGGAACAUGGAGGAGAGGCCAGCCCAGGAUUAUGUGCUGCGAGAGCUGGAGAUUACAUGGCUAGACAGGGAAGAACCUCCCCGGUAUAUUUGGCACUACCAGUACUUGAGCUGGCCGGAUCACGGCGUGCCGAACGAGCCUGGAGGAGUUCUGAGUUUCCUGGACCAGGUGAACCAAGCGCAGCAAAGCAUUCCAGACACUGGGCCUAUUGUAGUGCACUGCAGUGCAGGAAUAGGAAGGACAGGAACCAUAAUUGUAAUAGACAUUCUUGUAGACAUUAUUAGCAGACAAGGGCUAGACUGUGAUAUAGACGUCCCGAAGACGAUCCAGAUGGUGCGAAGGCAGCGCUCCGGGAUGGUGCAGACGGAAGCGCAGUAUAAAUUUAUUUACAUGGCGGUGCAGCAGUAUAUAGACACUGUCCAGAAAAGAUUAGAGGAAGAGCAGAGAAAUAAAACGAAAGAGAGGGAGUAUUCUAACAUCAGGUAUCCACCUACAGAGAACACGAAGCUUUGGCCCCACACUCCCACUUCUAGAACUUCUUCCAUGGUUAACGAGGAUGCAGCGGGAGUGUACGAGAAUUUAAAUAUUAAAAAUCCGAAAGGUCCAGGGAUCAGCAAUACAAGAAGAUAAGGGCGUGGAGAUGGGAAUCUCAGAGUUUGGAAGUUUCUAAAGCAAUGUCAUUUUUGUCUCCGCUGCACUGGCAGAUCCCUCCGUCACAAGCACUGCGAAACGGGAUGCCCACCGGGGGGAGCCCCAAGCCUUGCAGGAACUGACUCUUAAGAUGGGACAGCAAUGAAUCUCACUGAUCGAUGCGAUACCUCUCUCCCUUCAGCUUGCGUUAUACAGCCAGUGCCUCUUCUAAAAGCGCGACCCCAAGGCACUGCAUCCCAGCGAGCAGAAGAGACAGACUCGCAGAAGCUUGAAGCCGAAGAAGCACAUUCGUUUCGUCACCCAGAAUUCUAUGAAGCUCCAUGUUUUAUUAUUUUUAUAAUAUAUAUAUAUAUAUAUGUGUGUGUGUGUGUGUGUGUAAGAUGUAGCAGCUGCACUUCCUUGGAUUUUCCUGCAUACAUCUACUGUAACCAAAGACCUGAGAACUUGAUAAAAGCUCAAAAAAAAACUAUGAGCAUUGACAGAUGCAGAAAUUGCACUUGCUUUAAAAAACAAACAAAUGUUUGAAGAAGUCACUUGUUUUAUUAUUUUUACCCUAUGAUGUGGAUGCCAAUGAAGUCUAUGAAUUGGUUGAUGCUGUCUGCACUGGUGGCUUUGUAGGUAUUGUCUUGUGUUUUCUUUAUUUCUUCUUUAUUAUUAUUAAUAGUGGUGUGUACCUCAUUUUAUUGCAUUUUAAAUCAUUACCUGGAGCGCUGGAACUAACCACAAAUAUAUGGUUAGUGGUAAAAGUUAUAAUUAACAUCCACUGCCAGUACCUGCUAACUAAUGCACAGAGGUUAAGUUCCUCAUUCUUCCUUUUAUAAAUUGCUCUAUUUAUAGGAUCUAAAUACAGGUAGUUUUUAAAUCAAUAUAAGAAGGGACAGAGAAAUCCAUCUCUAUGUGUGUUUGAGUGUAUUAUUGUCUUUUUAAAAGCAAGUCAAAUGUCAGGAAUGGUAAUAUUAUAAUACUUAAAACGGUGGCUAUUUAGAUCCAUUACUGUUUAGAUCAAUGCAAUACACCCACCGGCCCCCAUAUACUCUGUAAAACACAUUCAUGUUACUUUUGAAUUGCGCUCCACCCUCAGCACGGCACACGGUAAUCCUUUGCUUUCAGUUAACACAUUCUGACCUCAUUUUGUCCUGUGGUUUGGUGGUCGCUGUGAAUUUCAGGUGGCCCUUCAAGUCGUCUGGAGACUUAGUCGCACAGAGAUGAUGUGAUGGCUCAAUACCAACACUAAAGUCCAAGGGUGACAGGUCUGGUGAACCACAGGCAACCACAGCCAAUGGUCUGAGAAGGUGUUGUCUAACCAGGUUCUGUUAUACCGUGUCCUACAGUGUGUUUAUUAUGUUUAUGAAAGAGAAAUAAAACCGACCAUGUCACGGGGCUAACAGCAAAACUAUAGGGAUUUUGAAGGACCUCUUAAAUGAAUAUAUUGAGUUAUGUAUCUUUUUUUUGUUUUACAAAACCUGUUGAAAAUGUUAUUCCAUUGUAUAAUAUCCGAUUGCAGGCUUAAGCUAUUAUCCCCCUGCAAAAACAUGUACGAGAUGCAAGCAAAACCCUUUCCAUCACUGAAUUAUAACUGAAGACACUUGAAGCACAUGUAACAUUGUAUUAACUCUGGACCGUGCGUCUUAGUGAAGAUAAAAGCAGCCCGAUAUGUUUAUUUUAUUGGGAAAAUGUUUAUACCUGAACCCGAUUGUACACAAUGUGAACCGGCUACCUUAUUAAAGGAACCAAACCAGUUCUAUAUGCUUAGGAUGUCCUGUGUUUAAAACUAUUGUUGCUAUA
Molecule: messenger RNA, 3727 nt
Organism: Acipenser ruthenus (sterlet)
Lineage: Eukaryota; Metazoa; Chordata; Actinopteri; Acipenseriformes; Acipenseridae
Product: tyrosine-protein phosphatase non-receptor type 11
Exons: 16
Coding region: 137-1921 (594 amino acids)
Biological process (GO): protein dephosphorylation
Molecular function (GO): protein tyrosine phosphatase activity
Source: RefSeq, a predicted model, not a curated record